AUGAUCAGUGCGCUUUUCAUAUAUGAUAACAAAGGAGAUGUAUUAAUAUCGAAACUAUAUAAAGAAGAUGUCAAGAGGAAUGUAGCUGAUGUUUUUCGAAUACAAGUGAUAAAUCAAGCAUCAAUUGGGAAAUCAAAUAGAGAUCAAAGAACUCCGGUUUUAACUUUGGGUUCAACUUCUUUCAUUUAUAUUAAACUGGGAAAUGUUUGGAUUUGUGCUGUUACUAGGUCGAAUCAAGAUUGUUCAUUAAUAUUAGAAUUUUUAUACAAAUUGGAAGCAUUGCUUUGUAUUGUACUAUGGGAUGAUAAUAAUAAAAAGAAACAUCAACAAGAAAAACUUACGUUAUCAGACAACGCGAUUGUUAAUGGAUUUCCUUUGAUUUACGAUAUAUUGGGGGAAGUUUGUGAUUAUGGAUACCCUAUAAAUCUAGACAUUGAAUAUUUGAAGAAAUAUGUUGUUGGAUUGAAUGAAUCUACGGUUACGAAUAUAUUUAAAAAAGCAAACUUCAAUCCAUUGAGUCAAUUGAAAAAGAGUACACCACCAGUCACUGACACAGAACAUCACAAUGUAACAUGGAGAGCGCCUAAUAUAAAGUAUAGAAGGAAUGAAAUUUAUUUGAAUGUUGAAGAGAAAUUAAACAUUUUGAUGAGUGCACAAGGUGAAAUUUUAAGGAGUACAAUAGAUGGAGCAAUAAAGAUGAAGUCACAUUUAUCAGGAAUGCCACAAUGUAAGUUCGGGUUUAAUCAAAAUACAAUAUUUUUGACAAACUAUGAUAUUCAAGAUGAUGAAAGAAGUUCGGUAGUAGCACUAGAGGAUUCAAAAUUUCAUCAAUGUGUCGAGCUAGAUGCUUUUGAAAAUGAUAGGACUAUACAGUUCAUCCCACCAGAUGGUGAGUUCCAACUAAUGUCUUACAAUUGUUCCAAUAAUACAAAUAUACCCUUUAAAAUAAUUCCACAGGUUCAAGAAAUCAAAAAAAAUAAACUUAUAUAUAAAAUAGCAUUAAAAACAUAUCAACCUCCGAAACUAGCUGCAACAGAUUUCAAAAUCAAAAUUCCAACUCCAAGAAAUGUAAUAUCAACUAAUUUUUUAGCAUCAAAUGGUAAAGUCAAAUAUCAUCCAGAAGAACAUGCAAUGAUUUGGAAAUUCAAUAAAAUUUAUGGUGAACAAGAUAAUAUACUAACGGCAGAAGUUGAGAUACAGUCACAACCGAAUAAUGAUUUUAGCAACUGGAAUCGACCUCCCAUUACUAUAGAUUUUAAUUUAGAUAUGUGGUCAAGUUCUGGAUUAACAGUUAAAUAUUUGAAAGUACAAGAUAAAUCAAAGUAUAAAACUGUCAAAUGGGUUAGGUAUACUACGAAAUCAGGCUCGUAUGAAGUAAGAUAUUGA
Messenger RNA from Lodderomyces pseudojiufengensis, 1386 nucleotides. RefSeq names its product Apm4p (gene APM4). Gene Ontology annotation, biological process: intracellular protein transport; clathrin-dependent endocytosis. Bases 1 to 1386 code for a protein of 461 amino acids. Gene Ontology annotation, molecular function: clathrin-cargo adaptor activity. Lineage: Eukaryota; Fungi; Ascomycota; Pichiomycetes; Serinales; Debaryomycetaceae. The transcript has a single exon. Gene Ontology annotation, cellular component: AP-2 adaptor complex; cytoplasmic vesicle. The record is from RefSeq and is a predicted model, not a curated record.